Messenger RNA from Sphenostylis stenocarpa, 315 nucleotides. Lineage: Eukaryota; Viridiplantae; Streptophyta; Magnoliopsida; Fabales; Fabaceae. The record is from the annotation of a GenBank genome assembly.
AUGGCCAUAAGGAAAUCCAAUAAGCUACCCCAAGCAGAAGUGAUCAAGCAAAUAGUGAGAAGAUGCUCAAGCUUUGGCAAGAAACAGAGCUACAAUGAAGAGGGUCUUCCAGAAGAUGUGCCAAAAGGGCACUUUGCGGUGUAUGUUGGUGAAAACAGGACAAGAUAUAUCGUCCCAAUUUCAUGGUUGGCUCAUCCACAGUUUCAAACUCUUCUCCAAAGAGCAGAGGAGGAGUUUGGCUUCAAUCAUGACAUGGGCCUCACCAUCCCAUGUGAUGAAGUUGUUUUUGAGUUUCUUACAUCGAUGAUUAGAUGA